Molecule: messenger RNA, 3337 nt
Organism: Contarinia nasturtii (swede midge)
Lineage: Eukaryota; Metazoa; Arthropoda; Insecta; Diptera; Cecidomyiidae
Product: myotubularin-related protein 10-B
Exons: 10
Coding region: 538-2664 (708 amino acids)
Source: RefSeq, a predicted model, not a curated record
CGUGUGAGUACAACAAGAGAAAAGAAAGAACGAAAAAGAAGAACAAAAAUUCGAGGAGCAAUUAAAAAAAUCCAACCGAGAUCAAAUGUUUUAACAACACUAAACAAUCUAAUAGACCGUAUAUUUAAUCGUCAUCGAUAGAGAAAAAAACGAUAUGAAUAUGUUGUCAUUUAUUUUGAAAAUCUAUCGAAAAUAGUUUGCGUUAAUAAAACUCUCGAAAUCAUAUAAAAAAAUAAACAAUACAAAAUUAAAAUCAAUGUUUUUUUUGUUCUUUUGAUGUAAAUGGUGUGAUCAAAACUGAAAUUCUACAUAACUGUUAUGUUAAUCAAUAAAUAAAUGGAAUUCGGUGAAUUUACAACGAAGAAAUUAUCAAUUCCGAAAAAUUAUCUGUGUGCCUCGGUUCCAUUGUGAUUUUCGACAAAAUAAAUUGAUUUUUUUGAUCGGUACAACAGAAAAGAACGAUUUUUUUUUCAUCGCUGGCGUUGAUUCAACACGAAUCAGAAACAGUUUUUCAAAACGAGCACACAAGUCAGUGGAAUGUACUCAACAAUUGUCGGAAUUAUGUCUGACUCCGCAUUCAAAGUUAAGAACAAUUUUACCAGCUAUUUGGACACAGAGACACUCAGCGAGCAUGACUUAUUACAGGAGAGUCUCAAGCCCAAAUUGUUGACAGGUGAACUGGAGGUGGCAACUGCAAAAAAUGUCAUUCUCUAUACCACAUUAUCGAACAAAAGUCAAGAUCGAGAAAAUGGCCUCUGUGGUUUGUUGGUUGUUACGAAUUUCAAAUUGUCAUUUUUAACCAGCGACAAUGAACAGAAUAUUACGUAUCAAGAGAACUUUUUUCUCCAACGGAACGAUGUCACACUACAAAACAUUGAUCGAAUUUAUCAGAUAGUGGAUCGAAAGAAGCGUUUAGUUAAUCCAUAUUCCAAAAUUAAUCCGAAAUUAGAAGGUUUACAAAUUGUGUGUAAGAAUUUUCGUGUAUUGAGAUUUGGAUUUAAGCGGUCCGAACUGGGUCAAGGUAAGCGAAUUGCAGAGGCUCUAACAAAGUUUGCAUUCCCAAAUCAACACGAUCUACUUUUCACCUAUAAAUACAAUGAAAAAUACUACAAUACAUUGCGAAAUAUUUCGUUGUAUAAUAAAAAAAUCGAUUGGAGUUGUGAGCUAAAUCGAUGUGGUGCAAGUAAUUGGCAUGUAUUAUCGUUGGAACAUGAACAUGACAUACCAAGUGGUACAUUGCCAAUGCAUUUUGUUAUACCGCGCAGUCUCACCGAAAGUGAAUACACAAAAAUAGCAAACUCAUUUCGAAAUGGUCGUGGCGCAAUUUGGGUUUACAGUUUGGGCAAUGUAUCGCUUGUGAGAUUGGCUGAAUUGAUGCCAACCAUAACCGAUACACGACAAGAAAAUCGUCUACUUGAGAUUGUACGUAUGUGUGAUCCAUUGAUGCAAGAACCAUUCAUUAUGGAGUUGAGCAAAUGCCUGCCAAGCAAUCAAGACGUUCAAAUCAGCUACACUAAACUAAGAGAUUUAUUGACACCGGAAUCGACGCGUCAAUUUUUGACCCAAGACAUUCGAUUUUACACACUGUUGGACAAAACGUGUUGGCUGCUAUAUGUUUCGUUGUGCCUAAAAUAUGCAAAUGUUGCUGCGACCACGAUGCGAGAUGGCCGAACGGUGGUUCUUCAAGAAAAUAAUGGUCGUGACAUGUGCUGUGUUAUUUCAAGUUUAACACAACUUCUAUUGGAUCCAUACUUUCGAACAAUAUCCGGAUUCGAGUCGCUUAUUCAAAAAGAUUGGGUCGCACUUGGUCAUCCGUUUAGUGAUCGAUUGGGCCAUGUUAUCAACAGUGAUACAAGUGAACAAAGUCCGUUGUUGUUGCUAUUUUUAGACUGUGUUUGGCAGCUUCUACAACAAUAUCCCGAUGAAUUUGAAUUUUCUGAAACAUUUUUAACAACAUUAUGGGAUUCGGCAUUUCUACCCAUUUUCGAUACAUUCCUCUUCAAUUCGGAGCAUGAUCGUCAAGUUGCCUUGAAAAAGAAUCGUUUGGUAUUACGGCCAGUUUGGGAUUGGGGUGAACAAUUUGCCGACAAAGAUUUGGCACUAUUCACAAAUCCAUUAUACAAAAAACCAAUCGAACAACAAAAUAAUGCUCGAAAAUCGUUGGCGGUGAUGUUACCAUCAACAGCCGUUCCAUUGCCAGGACUGCAUCGACCGAAUAAUGCGAGAUUUUCGGUGAAUGUUUCAUCACCUUCACAUGUAUUAAAAUCAACACCAGAAGUUCGUUAUCUACAACCAAAUACAUCCAUUCGUGAUUUGGACGUAUGGAUGCAAUGUUAUUAUCGAUGGCUGCCAGUGCUCGAAAUUAAAAAUGGUGGCAAUCCACAAAUCGAUCUCUUCAAUCGCAUGAUUUUGAAUCGUAUAUCAAAGUUACAACAAGACUUGCAAAUGCGAACAAUUGACGGUGACACAACAUCAAAAACAGCAACAACCGCAACCAAAACCGACGAUAAUUUAUUACAAACAAUGCCGAUGAUCAGUUCAUUUUUUCCAUUCACACGCAACACAACCAAUACCAAUGAAUUGACUGACAUUCUAGCAACAAGCAGCGAACUACUCACCGAAGGAUCCAUUUUUGAUGGUUUAUCUAUUCAACAGGCUGAAUAAACCAUGCUCUUUUUUAUUUAUUUAACGCAUAGUCAUUUUAGAAGUACAUCAUUUCAUUGAUGCUAUGAAAAUGCUUCGACAAAUGAGCGAAAUCCAUUACGAUUAUAAUAUAUAUGAGAGAUACGGUAACAAUACGUAGCUAAUCAUUUUGAGAAAAAAAUGUGUUCGCGCAGUGCAGGAACCGUGCAGCUUGUAUAGUUAGCAAAUUAUCUCUACAAACUAACAAACAAAAAAUGAUUAUAAAUAUUCGCUUCUAUUGAGAGAGAUCAAGAAUGUGAAAUAGACAGAAAUAUUUGAUGAAAUUAUAUUGAAAAAGAAUAUUCCGUUCAUUGGAUUUUUAUCGGGAGUAUUCGAAUUCGUUUUCCAUUACAUAGUUGUUUUCCCCUCGAAUCGCAAAAAAAAGAAAAUGAUUUAUUUUUUACGACAUUUUAGAAAUGUACGAAACAAAAUUGAAAUUUUUGGACAAUUUUUUUCUUGUAUAGUUAUGUUAAAUGAAACAAACACAUGAAAAAAUAAUGUGUAUCUCAUGUCAGAGAUUCAGAGAUUUUGGAAUGAAUAAUAGCAAAUGUUACGUUUUGACUAUUUGAAAUUAUUAUUAAACAUAUUUUAUGUUAUGUGUUAUUCAAAAGAACAAUUGAUGAAUAAAAAAAAUGCAAAUGAAGUAAAUAUUAAA